Saimiri boliviensis boliviensis (Bolivian squirrel monkey) is the source of this 1263-nucleotide messenger RNA. RefSeq names its product natural cytotoxicity triggering receptor 2 (gene NCR2). The record is from RefSeq and is a predicted model, not a curated record. Gene Ontology annotation, cellular component: cell surface. NCBI's taxonomy places the organism in Eukaryota, Metazoa, Chordata, Mammalia, Primates, Cebidae. Gene Ontology annotation, molecular function: signaling receptor activity.
AGGCACGGUCUACAGAGGCCCAGGAGCCGUGUCGGACAGCACUGAGCCCACCAGGCCCAGACUCACCUAUAGCAGGAGAUCCCCACUUCCCUGUGCCGAUAGCAUCUGCCCUUUGAAGUCUCCCAUCUCCCCAAUGCAGGCCUUGGCCUUUCUCAUUUUUAUCCGAGGUGCCAGAAGAGCAGCAAAAUCAGGCCCAGCUCCCAGUUCCCUCUCCCCAGUCGUCUCCAGGUGUCCCCUCCCACCAGCACACAGGAAAAGGGCCACAUGGCCUGGCAAGCCCCACACCCACGGCUGCUACUGCUGAUGCUGCUGUUCCCAGGCUCUCAGGCACAAUCCAAGGCUCAGGUCCUUCACAAAGAGGCAGGGCAGACGCUGACGGUGAGAUGUCGGUACCCUUCCACCAGCAGGUCCUACGAGACGAAAGGCUGGUGUAAGGAGGCAUCAGCAAUCAAGUGCAUCAGGUUAGUCACCAGCUCCAAGCCCAGGACGCUCACUUCGAUCUCUCGAUUCUCAAUCUGGGAUGACCCUGAUGCUGGCUUCUUCACUGUCAUCAUGACUGAUCUGAGAGAGGAAGACUCAGGACACUACUGGUGUAGAAUCUACCGCCCUUCUGACAACUCUGUCUCUAAGUCCGUCAGAUUCUAUCUGGUGGUGUCUCCAGCCUCUGCCUCCACACGGACCACCUGGGCUCCCCGCAACCUGGUCUCUUCACAGACCCAGACCCAGAGCUGUGUGCUUCCCACUAAAGGAGCCAGAGAAGCCCCUGAGUCUCCAUCUACCAUCGCUGUCCCUUCACACCCAUCCUCUCCCUUUCUUGUCCCUUCACCUUCCAGGCCACAGAACUCCACGCUCCGCCCUGGCCCUGCAGCCCCCAGCACCCUCCUCCCUGUGCUCUGCGGACUCCUCGGAGCCAAGAGCCUGGUGCUGUCGGCCCUGCUCGUCUGGUGGGUCUUAAGGAAUCGGCAAAUGCCGCAUCAAGGGAGAUCUCUGCUGCACCCAGCUCAGCACAGUCCCCAGGCCCAUAGAUGCUUCCCACUGAGCCACAGGACCCCAGCAGGGACAAGUGGUGGAAAACCCUGAUGGAGCUCAGGAGCCUGGAUACUGAAAAAGCCACCUGCCACCUUCAACAGGUCAUGGACCUUUCCUGGACCUAAGUUUCCUCACCUGUAGAAGGAGAAACAUCAUACCACAUUCUUGCAAGGACCAAGAUUAGCAAUGCUGAUGAACGCACUUCAUAGAUAAUAAAAUUAUCUGAAUGUUUUA